UACAAAUGAAAGCGCAACACUUGAUUGCCUUGUCUUACCCGCCUUACAAAGACGAUCCAUUCAUACCGCCGCGCGGUCGCAAACACAAUUUGCCCGAUCUGGAUGCAUUGCUCAAUCGUUACGAGACAUUUGUGCCGAAUCGCGGCAAACGCGACAAAAUCAAAGACCUUUUCAAGUAUAACGAUUUGUUCUUUCCGAAUCGCGGCAAAAAGUUGAAGCCGCCAAAGGCUGGAACGUUGGCGCUUGGCGGCCAAUGGCAGCGUAGCCCUGGUGACGAUGAGGCGAACGAGGUGACGGGAAGCUAUAGUGAGAAUGAAGGCAAUGCCAGCGAUAGUGAGGAGAGCGUGCGGUUGUUAGACAAUCAAGUUGAUGGCAACGAUGACAGCAACCUGACAGCGCCGCCUGUCAGAGACGCCAUACGCCGCAUGCAGGGCGGACGGAAGAGACAUUUGCAACCGCAUGAACUUGGCUUGGCAGGGUCAGGGCGGAACGCAGGCGCUGAUGAUGGUGAAACGAUACGAAUUUUGUUUGACAAGAGCAGCGAUGACAACGGCAACAAUUACAGUGACACAAUUGACAACAAUCUAGCGGCUGUUGUUGAUGGCAAUGGUGAUGGUGGAAAGGACGCCGCCGCCGUCACAGCCAUUGUUAACUGGCUGCAGAGCAACAGAGCUAUUACAAAAAAUCUAUUUAAUGAAAACGAUCAAUCAGUCACAUCAACAUUUUCCGCACAACAGCCGCUUGUGCGCGGCGCAUUUACAGAUCCACGCAUGCGUCGCGUGGCGCGCACAUUCGCCGCUGCGACAAGGCCCGCAGCUAAUCAUUGGCGUUCAAUGUUUUCGAUGACAAGGCAGCCUCUACAAACAAUUCGACAGCAAUUGCAUUACGAUCAACGGCGACGAGCAACAGUACAACAGCAACAACCAACCAAAUCAGCGCUGCGCCUCUACGGCCGCCAUUUGCGCCAUGAACAACUACAAAAUGAACCACGGCAGAAAAAGCAGGCGCAACGGCGCGCUGCCUGGCAGUUAUCACUGCUGCCAACACCAGCGCGCGCCAGCAACAACGAUUUCGAAUUUUUGUUCGCGCGGCAUUUACAACAAUCUAACAGACCAUCGAUGAUAGUACAACAUCCGUCAUUGACAUGGUGGCAACCAAAGCAAUUGCAAUUGCAGCAACAUUCACUAGUUGGUCCAGUUGAUGAUGGUGUCGCAGCUAGGCGCAGCAGCUCCCCAGAGAACACAGAAACCGAUUGCAGUGAUUUUAGCAUUUAA
Molecule: messenger RNA, 1274 nt
Organism: Rhagoletis zephyria (snowberry fruit fly)
Lineage: Eukaryota; Metazoa; Arthropoda; Insecta; Diptera; Tephritidae
Gene: natalisin
Product: neuropeptide natalisin
Source: RefSeq, a predicted model, not a curated record